AUGGAGACGUUCGAGGAGAAACCCUGGAGAAACCAGGUAACGGGUCACUGGGGGCGGGGUCACUGGGGCGGGGUCACUGGGGGCGGGGUCACUGGGGGCGGGGUUACUGUGGGGACAUUAGAGGAGAAACCCUGGAGGAAACCAGGUACGGGUUACUGUGGGCGGGGUUACUGUGGGCGGGGUUACUGUGGUGCGGGGUUGCUGUGGGCGGGGGUUGCUGUGGGCGGGGGUUGCUGUGGUGCGGGGUCGCUGUGGUGCGGGGUCGCUGUGGUGCGGGGUCGCUGUGGUGCGGGGUCGCUGUGGUGCGGGGUCGCUGUGGUGCGGGGUCGCUGUGGGAUAUUCGAGGAGAAACCCUGGAGGAAACCAGGUGCUGACCUGUCUGACUACUUUAACUAUGGGUUCAACGAGGACACGUGGAAGGGCUACUGUGACAAACAGAAGAGGCUGAGGAUGGGCCUGGAGGUCGUCAACAUCUCCUCCACCACCAGCAAAAUCACUGUUCAGCAGGGCAGGACGGGGAAUGAGAAGGAAGUGAGUUUACCCAUCCACACGUCCAAACCUGACUUCCCCACUCCAGCCAGCAUCUACAAGACAUCCAUGAAUAUGAACACUACCAGGAUCUCCCCCCCACAGUGGACUGCUCCCCCCGUCCAGGACAUGUCCUACUAUACGAAGACCAGUGGUACGAUCGACGUGAUUGGAGGAGGGACCGCUACCAUCAGCAGAGUGGAGGGACGACGAAGACACAACCUGGAGGGAAACAACAUCCAGGUGAUUUCGGAACACUCGUCGUCGGACGCUGAGCAAAACUCCAACAAGAUGCCCCCCUUCUUCCCCCCCGGCCCCCUCCCCCAAACAUCCCUCCUCCCCCAUUCCUUCCCCCUCCUCCCAACGUCAGCCAGGCUCCCCCCUCUCAUCCCCCCCACCAAGUAA
Molecule: messenger RNA, 933 nt
Organism: Oncorhynchus gorbuscha (pink salmon)
Lineage: Eukaryota; Metazoa; Chordata; Actinopteri; Salmoniformes; Salmonidae
Product: pre-mRNA 3'-end-processing factor FIP1-like
Exons: 6
Coding region: 1-933 (310 amino acids)
Cellular component (GO): mRNA cleavage and polyadenylation specificity factor complex
Molecular function (GO): RNA binding
Source: RefSeq, a predicted model, not a curated record